CCAAGCCAUUGAGCAAAGGAAGAAAAAAGACAGAGCGCGUAAAAUUAGUUCCAAGUUUACAAAACAACGAGAAGGUACCCGCUGCCUCAGUGCGGAGAGGUGAAGCACAGCUCCAAUGGAGGUAGCUCCCGAAGAAAGUGAAGACAAGGGCAUCGGAUCCUCAAUUUCAUUACACUCCCUUCGUUUAUGGAACCGAAUUGCAGCAUUUUUCCCUUCAUCUCGCGAUUCCAAUUUUCUUUGGAAACUUUCGAGUUUCCUUCGCCGGAGGAGACGUAAGACUGGUCUUCCUCUUCCUCUACCUUUGUACUCGACAAACUCUUCCCUUUUAACAGUAACAGGCAGGGAACCAGCAGAGGCAUCUAGGCUGUAUGAUGUUUUGGGCGAUCUUUUGGAGCACUGUUUCUCGAAUUUGCAUAACAUUUGGAAGAACUUGCAAUUCUGGCAAUCUCGUGCGGAGGGUACAAAUGCUCAAAAAGUUUACUUUCUGAUUUGUGAGAGAGGUCCACGGGCUUUUUUCAGUGGAACAGUGCAGUUAAUACGCCAAAGUUUUACGGAUGGUUUUUCUUUACAACAUCAAGCUCGUGAUGCAUCUGUUUACAUAGCCGACCGGAUAACUAUAUUGAGUAACUUAAGAUGUCAUCUUGCAGUUUUUGUGGCUCAGGUCUUCAUAGAAAUUGACAGAAUUGGGGCAGAAGCGGUGAAUGAUCCAGAAAAUCACUUGCCUUCAUUGUUGCUUACAAUGAAUGGCUUAUUUCUCAAUCUAGAGGCAUCCAUUUGUCAACUGCAUGCAGCAUAUCAUAUGGAUUUUAUCGAUGGCAGCUUUUUAUUUCCACUAUUUGAAAAAUUACCAGAUGUGAAUAAGGAGGGAUCUCAGUGGACAAGUUGUGAAAUUGGAGACGCCAUCAACUUGCUUUAUCAGAACCUUCACAAGUUGGACUCUUUCAUAUCUUUUCUCGUUUUCAAACAUCGAAAGCCAAAGAAACUAACUCAAUACUGGCUUGGAUAUACUUGUGGUGUAAUUGGUCUUUCAGUGUGUUCUGUUUGGCUUCUUCAACAUAGUAGCUUAAUGGGGAGCCAUGACCUUGAGAAUUGGGUUCGUGAAGCACAUAAUUCAGCAGCUAGCUUUUUCAAGGACCAUGUAGAACAACCGCUUAUUUCCAUAAGAGACGAACUCUUUGAUACAUUUAGAAAGAGGCAUAAAGGUGUCAUGGAGGUUGAAGAGCUUCAGUUAACUGCUACCUCGCUGCACAGAAUGUUGCUUGCUUUCAGUGAACACACGAAAGGCCAGAAGUUCCCAGAUGAUGCAUCGGAUCAAGAAAUGCUUGCAAUUGUUAUGGCCAGGUAUGAGAAAGAACUGAUGCAUCCCAUUCAAAACCUUCUUAGUGGAGAGUUGGCCCGUGCUUUGCUUAUCCAGGUACAGAAGCUAAAAUUGGAUAUUGAGACGGCAAUGCUUGAGCUCGACCAGAUUCUCAAGGCAAAUGAAAUCAAUUUCGCUGUUCUAGCUGCAUUGCCUGCAUUCUUUCUCUCACUUCUUUUGCUGAUGCUUUUGCGCGCCUGGUACAAACAGGACUCUAGAGCUGAAGGUAAGGGGAGAGCUGCUCGGCUUCAGAGAAGACUACUAGUUGUGGAGGUGGAGAAAGCAAUUAUGCAAUACCAGAGUUUUGUCGAUCAAGGACGUGUUAAAGAUGCAGAAUGUAGGUUUGGGUUACUGUUGUAUAGUUUGGGUCGACUAUACCAUGCUUCCGAGAACCAUGCCAAAGCAACUGGUGAAUGGCAAUAUUUGAGACAGGAUAUUUUGGAUCUCGGAAAACCUGACCUUCCAACAAGAGAUAAACUCAGAAUUGCGACGCGCAUGGAGCGGGUGUAUGAUUGUUUACUUCCUGAAAUGAAACGGCUAUAACGCUCGGUCUUUUUGCUUCAAUUCAAUUCCCCAGGACAGUUUUCUGAUUAGCUGAAUGGAAGUAGUAGUUUAGUCUCCACUUCCAAGCCUGUGCUUUUGCAACCUGCACAUAGGCCCCUGGUUAAGGCCAGUUUGCGUUGCCUGCAUUAUGUAAGGUGCAAAGCUUUUGUUGUUGAGGAAGAUAUUUAAUGUCUAGCCUUUGAUUUUUUUCUGUUGGGCUGACAACUCUUUGAAAGAAAAUUUACUUUGUCAAUCACAUGUUCAAUUUUUCCAUGUAUGAACAUUGUAACAGUGUUCAUAAAUCAUAGAACUGUAUUUUUUUUUCCUUC
Messenger RNA from Momordica charantia (bitter melon), 2229 nucleotides. RefSeq names its product dgd1 suppressor 1 (gene DGS1). Lineage: Eukaryota; Viridiplantae; Streptophyta; Magnoliopsida; Cucurbitales; Cucurbitaceae. The record is from RefSeq and is a predicted model, not a curated record. Gene Ontology annotation, cellular component: mitochondrial outer membrane.